Molecule: messenger RNA, 2060 nt
Organism: Prunus persica (peach)
Lineage: Eukaryota; Viridiplantae; Streptophyta; Magnoliopsida; Rosales; Rosaceae
Product: pentatricopeptide repeat-containing protein At5g18475
Exons: 2
Coding region: 283-1836 (517 amino acids)
Molecular function (GO): protein binding
Source: RefSeq, a predicted model, not a curated record
AACGCUGCGUUUUGAAUUUGGUGCUCCUUCCUCACUCAGAACGGAAGCAAGCAGCACUCUUUCGUCUUCUCGCCCUGCUGGGACGAUCCAGUCCAACUUUACUAGGUUGAAAGUGGUAUGAGCUCAAGUUAACAGCUAGAUUUUGGUCAUAAAGUGAUUUUUUUUCUGCUACAAGGCAAAGGGUGCUGCUGCAGAUCACAUUAAUUACUGAGCUCGACGUAGGUAUUUAAGAUCCUCAUCUUCUUCAGAUGGGAGGGCCCUAGCAAGACAGCAACAGUUUUCAUGAAUGUUAUGAGAGUUAACUUUAGUCAGUGCCGGUGGUUCUCAUCCUCUCCUUCAACACUCUCAGCAUCACUUCCAUGGAUCUCUCCUCUUCAGUUUACAAAAGUCAACACUCACAAACCAGACCCCCCACCCGAAACCACUACCACCCAGACGGAAACCAGGAGGAAAACCAAGUAUAUUUCUCACGAAUCUACCAUCAACCUAAUCAAACGUGAGAGAGAUCCACAACAUGCCUUGGAAAUAUUUAACAUGGUAUCGGAACAAAAGGGUUUUAACCACAAUAAUGCCACUUAUGCAACUAUCCUCCAGAAGCUUGCUCAGUCCAAGAAGUUCAAGGCUAUCGAUGCAAUUCUUCACCAAAUGACCUAUGAGACCUGCAAAUUCCAUGAGGGUAUAUUCCUUAACCUCAUGAAGCAUUUUUCAAAAUCCUCUAUGCAUGAAAGAGUGCUUGAAAUGUUCUAUGCUAUCCAGCCAAUAGUUCGUGAAAAGCCCUCUCUCAAAUGCAUCAGUACUUGUCUCAAUUUACUGAUUGAAUCGAAUCAGGUUGAUUUGGCCCAACAAUUUCUCAUGCAUCUGAAAAAGAAUCUUAACUUCAAGCCAAAUACGUGCAUUGUCAACAUCUUGGUUAAGCACCAUUGCAAGAAUGGGGACCUUGAAUCUGCCUUUGAGGUUGUGAAGGAAAUGAAAAAGUCUAAAAUUUCUUACCCUAAUUUGGUUACGUACUCAACUCUGUUGGGUGGUCUCUGUGAAAGUGAUAAACUCACAGAAGCAAUGGAGCUCUUUGAAGAAAUGAUUUCAAAGGAUCAAAUAUUGCCUGAUGCCCUAACUUACAGCGUUUUGAUUAAUGGGUUUUGCCAUGGUGGGAAAGUUGAUAGGGCUAGGAAGAUAUUGGAGUUUAUGAAGAGCAAUGGAUGCCAGCCAAAUGUAUUCAAUUACACGGCUCUGAUGAAUGGUUUCUGUAAGGAGAAAAGAUUGCAGGAGGCCAAGGAGAUUUUUCAUGAAAUGACGAGCUUUGGUAUAAAGCCUGAUACAGUUGGCUACACUGCUUUAAUCAAUUGCUGCUGUAGGACAGGAAAAAUGAAUGAAGCUAUAGAGUUGCUCAAAGAGAUGAAAGAAAGAGAAUGCAAAGCUGAUACUGUGACUUUCAAUGUGAUACUUGGAGGGUUGUGUAGAGAAGGUAGAAUUGAGGAUGCUCUUGAGAUGCUGGAGAAACUUCCUUAUGAGGGUGUCUAUCUGAACAAGGCAAGCUACAGAAUUGUGUUGAAUUUCUUGUGUCAAAAAGGUGAAUUGAACAAAGCGACACAGUUGUUGGGGUUGAUGAUGGGUAGGGGGUUUGUACCACAUUAUGCAACUUCAAAUGACUUGCUGGUUCGACUUUCUGAGGCUGGAAUGGCAGAAAACGCUGUUAUGGCUUUGUCUAGAUUAGUGGAGAUGGGGUUCAAACCACAGCCUGAUUCAUGGGCUCUUUUGGUAGAGUCAAUCUGCAGAGAAAGAAAGCUGCUGUCUGCAUUUGAACUGCUCGAUGAGUUAGUUGUUAUAGAGCAGGAUUAAGCCCAUAGAUGGAUUUCAGAUGCAACAGAAACUUUAGAUCCUGGCUUAAAAACCCAACGGAUGAAGAUGUUCAUAAUAGAAAACAGUUAUGGAAUUCUGACCUAUUUUGUAACUGUGAUCUACAUCUUCUAUUCGGUAAGACGAAAUGGAUCUUAUUUUUUGAUAUUAUUCAAGAGACGCAGAAGCUUUAAAUCCUUCACAUGAAAAUGGAAUUUGAAAGAUAG